Argentina anserina (silverweed cinquefoil) is the source of this 965-nucleotide messenger RNA. Its product is annotated as E3 ubiquitin-protein ligase SINAT5-like. Lineage: Eukaryota; Viridiplantae; Streptophyta; Magnoliopsida; Rosales; Rosaceae. Gene Ontology annotation, biological process: multicellular organism development; ubiquitin-dependent protein catabolic process. Gene Ontology annotation, cellular component: cytoplasm. Gene Ontology annotation, molecular function: ubiquitin protein ligase activity; zinc ion binding; protein binding. The transcript is spliced from 3 exons. The coding region runs from base 1 to 900 and encodes 299 amino acids. The record is from RefSeq and is a predicted model, not a curated record.
AUGGAGGAUGAUGGUGUGGAAUGUUUGUCAAGCUGUGAUGAGAUCUAUGAGAAACACAUUUAUCACCGCCGCCGACGUCUCCGCCGUCUUCCAUUGGCCUCUACGGAUAAGUGUCGAGCCACUAACCUCCAUGAACUUCUCAAAUGCCCUGUCUGCACAAAAUCUAUGUACCCACCAAUCAACCAGUGCCUGAACGGUCACACUCUGUGCUCCAUUUGCAAAUUGAAAGUGAAGAACUGCUGCCCAACUUGUAGAGAAGAACUUGGAGACAUCAGAUGUCUGGCAUUAGAGAAAGUCGCUGAGUCACUGGAGCUUCCUUGCAAGUAUAGCUCUUUUGGAUGCUUAGAGAUCUUUCCUUACUACAGAAAAGUUAAGCAUGAGGCUAGGUGUGACUUCAGACCAUACAGUUGCCCCCACCCUGGACCUGAGUGCUCGGCAGUUGGGGAUAUUGCUUUUCUGCUUGAUCAUCUGAGAGUUGAUCACAAGGUUGAUAUGCAUAAUGGAUGCAGUUUUGAUCAUCUUUAUGUCAAUUCCACUCCCCGGGAGACGGAAAAUGCAGCCAAGAUGCUUAUGGUAUUCAGCUGUUACAGCCACUACUUCUGCCUGCAUUUUGAAGCCUUCCAACUGGGCAUUGCACCAGUUUACAUUGCAUUUCUUCGUUUCAUGGGUGACGCAGUUGAAGCACGAACCUUCAGCUACAGACUGGAAGUUGGAGCACACGGAAGGAAACUAAUAUGGGAGGGAACCCCUAGGAGCAUACGUGAGAGCCAUCAGAAGGUGAGGGAUAGCCAUGAUGGUCUCAUAAUCCAGAGGAACAUGGCACUUUUUUUCUCCACUGGAGAAAGGAAGAAGCUCAGGCUUCGGGUCACCGGACGGAUAUGGAAGGCUGCGAGCACCUAGUUUAGAGCAUCUGUAACCCUUUGCUGUCACAUGUUCAUUCCUUCUUAUUAUGUCAAGUUUUUGGU